Molecule: messenger RNA, 2937 nt
Organism: Vespa crabro (European hornet)
Lineage: Eukaryota; Metazoa; Arthropoda; Insecta; Hymenoptera; Vespidae
Gene: udt
Exons: 9
Coding region: 239-2086 (615 amino acids)
Source: RefSeq, a predicted model, not a curated record
GAGGACAGACAAAUCGAGGAGCGAAAUAGGGUGGAGCAUAGCCUUUUGAUGUUUUCAUCGUCUCGUCAUUAUUAUUAAGCUGUUUACGAGUCGAUCUUGUAUGGUUAUUAAGUUUACAUCUUAUUUUUCUUUAUUUUUUCCCUCUUUCUCUCUCUCUCUCUCUCUCUCUCUCUCCCCCCCCCCCCGCCCCUAUCAUCCUUAGUCAUUAAUUGCGCACAACUGCAGUUGGAAUAAUAUAAUGUGUAAAGUACGGAUAACGUGUUUAUUUCUAAUAACAUGUUUUAUUUAUCAAGCAUCUGCAUCCUGCCAAAUACCAUUGAUAAUUAGGGGCUCUUGGUUUUCUUGGGAGAAUGGGAGGAACACAUUGACAGAAAUAAAUGCCGAAACGAUGACAAAUCGAGGAUAUUGUAUAAAUAUGUUGGAAGAAUAUCAUGUGAAUUAUACGUUUGUAUUUCGCAAAAAUGUUUGUUAUCAUUGUGUAAAACUGAUUGUUAGAACGGUUAAUGUAUUAGAGAAACUAGAAGCAAGCUGUGUAAAUUUACCCACCGGUGUUGAACCUACGGUAGAAAACGUCUGCAAAGGAUUACGUCCUGAUCAGCAAUUGAUAACAUUAUUUUCUGAAAAUUAUGUUCCUGUAAAUUGCAGAUCGUCGCUCGAAGGUGUAUGGCAGUUUGCCUAUCAGAAUCGUUUCAGGUUUACAGGAGAAUGCAAUCAUCCGGAUGCACAAAUACGUUCUUGUCAAACAGCAGGAACACAGUUUCUUAUAACUAAUCAAAAGUUCAAUAUAACUUACAGACAGUGUCAGGGCAUGAAAGGAACCUUCGACGGAUUGGUAGAAUACAGCUGUUUGGGUGAUUGGUUCGUAGAAAAGAAUCACUUUUUUGCUGUAGCAAACACAAAAGAAUCUAGAAAGGACGAAAAGUACAGGUGUUUUUUAAAAAAUCGCGAUGACGAUUUAUACAUUGGUGUAUCGAUUACAGCAGAAUGUAAUACUUUGAAAACAGUCGAGAAGAGUCCUGAGAGAUUAAGAGUUACGCCUGUCAAAGCUGAAUUAGUAGAACCUGGGUGUCGCUUACCUCAAGAUAUGCAUGGGAAUUGGAUAAAUACUGCUAAUAUCGAUGCGGACGUUUUCAUUAAUGAAACGCAUAUCAUCGAAACGUGGUAUCCGGACGAAGGCCGUUAUAGACGUACGAUUUAUGUUUGUCGUGAAUUAAGAGAUAGUAGGAUAAUGAUGGCACGAUUAACGGUCGAUGGCUGCCAAAGGGAUUACGUUUGUUUCGAUGUUGUUACGCGGCAUCACAAUAUCAUUAGAUACCGCCGUGGUCUUGCCGUUAUUAAGGAUGAUUUUCAUACAGUUUGCUCUUGGGUCCAGUUUCAAAAUACAGAAGAUUGGAAGUACGACUUAUUUUUAGCGAAAAAUCCUGUUCCCGUACGUUGUCCUGUCGCUGGAAAAUACAUGUUUAAGCAGAAAGGAGAUGUACUUUUCGAAACACGUAUCUUGGGUGGUGUCACACUAUCGCCACGUCCAAAUAUCUAUUGUAAGCAAAAUAUUUCGGAUUUUUCGGUAUGCGAUACAGAUCAAAAAGAAGUGGCCAUAGAUGAGAACUAUUGUUUGUCCGUGGAUUAUUUAGGAAAGCCAGUGGAUAUUUAUAGCGAACCCGAUUAUAAAAUGAAAUGUAUUGGGUAUUGGAAAGAAAAUUUAAAAUCCUAUCUUAUUACAUACGACGAAUUAGAUCCUUUCAGCAAGUACCGUUGUUGGGUAUAUCAGAGAGCAGAUUUGAACAGAGUAUUAAUGUCUCAGGCAAUCGGACCAUUUUGCGAUCUUAAGCAAGACGUUACGAGUAGCAAUUAUACAGAAGGUGCAGCAGUUGCACUCGAAUUGCAAGAAUACGAACGAGAACGCGAUCAGUGCCCGAUGCAUUUUGAUGAUGGAAGUAAUCCAUGGAUGCAGACUGAAAACUAUAUUAAAGUUUUCCAUUAUGGUAACGGUAACGAUAACGCGAUCGUAACGUCUCCCUUAUUGCUUACGGGACUCUUAGUCUUUCUUACUCGGCUCAAUUUUAUACAUAUACAUAUACGAGUGUAGCGCAUAUGUAUCUCUUCAAGAUCAUAUAUUUUUCUAUUAAAACUAUAUUUUGCCACAACACCGGCAAUGAUUCUAUAGUUCGUAGUUCGAUAUAUCAUCGCAAUGAUGACUAAAGUUCGUUGAUCAUCUUCAUCAUUUCUAUUCGAUGAUGUUUAAGACGUUUAUUAUUUUUACAAUGGAGAAGAAUUUCAAGUACAGUACACACGCGCGCGCGCCCACACACACACACACACACACACACACAAUUAAGAAAUGGUUGAAUUGCAUUUAUGCAUGUACAUAUGUGCGCGCGUGGCCAGUAAUAGCUGGCGCGUUGUCUACACUAAAUUUCUUUCGUUUAAAAUAAUUUCUACGCAACGUGCACCUUCUCUUUUAGGUCAUUAACGAAAGCUUAUUCGACGAAAUAUAAACCACAUAUGUACUACCUUAUUCAAAUCCAAAUAACUUAUAUUCAUUUAAUUUCUCAUUUCUUUUGUCUCGAUUACCAAACAAUAUUAAACAGUAUUAAAGAUAGUGUAGACUAUGGAUAAAAGUCAAAUAUUCCGUCCAAUUUGUGCUUUAAUGUACAUACAAUGGAUAUUAUAAUAAGCAUACAAAAACGUUAUUUUACUCACCGAUAUCAGAAUAUUGGAGAUAGUUUUCUUUAUAACAUUAUUUAAUGAAUGGAAAUUUUAUACAUUUGAUUAGUCUAAAAGCAUGAUAAAUAUAGACGUAUUAUAUAGAUAUAAUAUUACACUUUUUUUCAUACUACAUACGAGUUAUUAAAAUGAACUUGUACAAGCUUUAUUUAUAAACUAUGUCACAGAUUGUUAUUUAUAAUCUAAAUAAAUAAAAAUGUGUCGAAAAAUAAA